Morus notabilis is the source of this 937-nucleotide messenger RNA. RefSeq lists its product as uncharacterized. The record is from RefSeq and is a predicted model, not a curated record. The transcript has 8 exons. The coding region runs from base 73 to 810 and encodes 245 amino acids. Lineage: Eukaryota; Viridiplantae; Streptophyta; Magnoliopsida; Rosales; Moraceae.
CCCUCAACACCAAACGGUUAAUAGUAGGAGAGGAGAGAGAGGAGAGAGGAGAGAAUCGGGGCAACAAUAUCAAUGGCAGAGACGGCGACGGAAUCAUCCUCCGGCGAAGACCUAUCAGUUUCUCCGGCAUCGGAAUCGAAGAAGAAGGAGAGAAAUGAGCGUCAAACAUUAGCAUCAAUGGCGGAGGAUCUGCAGCGCAACGUCAUCAGCUCCACCGACUCCGCCAUUCGCUCCGCUCGUUCUCUCCACCACAAUUCCUCCGCUCACUUCCGAAACCUCCAGGAAUUUGUAGCUAAUGCCAAAUCCCACUACAAAACCUAUGAAGAUACUUUCUUCAACACAGUCAAAGAGCACCCAGUUGCAACUGUUGGGGUUGGUGUUGCCUCCGGUCUCCUUCUUCUGCGAGGACCUAGAAGGUUCUUGUUUCGUCAUACAUUGGGCCGUUUGCGAAGCGAGGAGGCACAAUUUGUUAAAGCCGAGAAGAAUGUAAAGGAGCUAAGCCUUUCUGUGGAUGUGAUGAAAAAUGAAAGCAGAAAACUACUCGAAAGGGCAGCUCUUGCGGAAAAGGACAUGAAAUAUGGCCAUACUGAGCUCAUGAAAGCUGGAAAUCAAAUUCAGCAUCUUGCAAAAUCUGUUUACAAGGUUGAAGCUCAAGCUGCAGAUUUGGUGGAUGGCCUGAGGGAAACCCCUGGUAGGGAGGCUUUAAAACUUCGAGCUGAGGUUGCUUCUGUAUUGUCACAUUUAAAAAAGCAGAGGGUUGAGCUGGACAAACGGAUAAUGCAGAUUUCUGACUUAGGAGUACCUGUGUAAUGUAAUAAACACCAAAGUUUUGCCAGGGUACUGCAUACUCUUACCCCAUUUCACUUGUCUUUCUUGUUGAAUCUAUAUUGGUUUGGAUAAAUACCCAAUGAAGAAAAAGAGAUUUUGUCGCCUCACA